GCGGCGGGGCGGGUUCCACUCACUUCCGCUUGUGGAGGCCGUCCUUCCCGGGAGUGAGAGCGGGAGACGGCCGGGCUCGGGGACAGGCAUGGCGGGGGUCCUGCGGCUCUGGCCGCUGCUGCUGGUGCUGGCCGCGGCCUCCGCGGUCCCCGAGCAAGACGUCGGCCGCGAGCGAGACUUGCCGCCUCACCAGGAGCAGCAGAAGCCGGCGCCGCACCAGCAGCCGGCGGUACAAGGGCCGGAUCACCUCCGGGCUGAGAAAGGACCUACCCUCGUUGUUCCCGUCCAUUCGGUUACUGAAGAGUCUUCAGAUAAUACUAACGUAGGAUUUAUCCAUGCCUUCGUGGCUGCGAUUUCUGUCAUCAUUGUUUCAGAACUGGGCGAUAAAACCUUCUUCAUUGCUGCCAUUAUGGCAAUGCGUUACAAUCGCUUAACAGUGCUGACGGGGGCUAUGUUGGCCUUGGGGCUGAUGACGUGUCUAUCCGCUCCAGAGAAUGAAACUCUCAAACGGCCCUGGAGACAUGGAAGCCGGUACGGGCCCUGCAAUACCUCAGAAGAGAUGCCUGCAUUUUAUUUCUCCAAUUUUUGUGCAAGCAUUCACUUUAACAUUCCUGGCUGAGUGGGGCGACCGCUCCCAGUUGACCACCAUUGUCCUGGCAGCAAGAGAGUGACAAUCAUAGGAGGCAUUGUUUUUUUAGCAUUUGCAUUCUCUGCACUAUUUAUAAGCCCAGAUGUUGGAUUUUAGCAGGACUUUUUUCCUCAUUUUCCUUGAAAUACAAAAUUAGAACCAGUGACUGCCAUUCAGCUUCCUGUAUAUAAUGUACAGCUACUUAUUCAAACAAGCACUGAAGGUGGAAUGCUGUAAUUUUUAUAGUCAACAAUUAGUUUGAUAUGUUUUGUAGAUACGGUAUCUGCUGGACAAUUACAUGAUCUAUAUAUAUUUGGGAUAGGAAUAAUGUACAUUUGCUUACUGUACCGACUCAGAUCAACUGAGGUUCGGCUCCUGAAAUUUUGUGGAGUUAUUUUACUUGCAGAUGUCCAAAAAAAACACUGCUUGAAAAAAAAAAAACCUUUGAUUUUAUUUCUCAAGUACAUGGUCCCACAAUCAGAAAUGAAGAGCUAUGCCAACAAUUAAGUCAUCUAUUCAAGACAUUGAACAUGGUGGAAGAAUCAGGAUACGGAAUGUGCUAAUUCAGAAACGGUCUCAAAAUACAGAAUCCAUCUAGCUAUUUACAAGAUCAUUUUUUUUAUAUUUGAACAUUUGAUGCAUUUUCAGAUUAAAAUAUUCUUAAAGUGGUUAUUGUUUUCUUUUUAGUAAGUAUAAUAAUAUGGAGCAAAGUGGAUUAAAAAAUAGGUAUUUCCUAUUCUAGAAAUGCAAUUAAAAUGCAUUUUGGUUUCAUUCAAGAGGAAAAUAAUGUGUACAGUUCAAUAUUUUAUAUUUUUAGUGAUUGUGCCCAUUUCUUUUUAUUCCAGUACCUUUGAUGGAUAAAUAUUUCUGUGAUUUC
This is a messenger RNA of Thamnophis sirtalis, 1505 nucleotides long. NCBI's taxonomy places the organism in Eukaryota, Metazoa, Chordata, Lepidosauria, Squamata, Natricidae. The record is from RefSeq and is a predicted model, not a curated record.